AUGCAGAGCAUGGCCUCCUCCUCGCGUGCCUCCUCGAGCCUCCACGCCAGCAGCUCCGCCAGGGAGGGCAGCAUCACCAGAAAGGCUGUCGUCCCGAGGGCCCGGGCCGUGGCCACUCCCCCGAGCCAGGAGCCCCAGUCGCGCAGGCGAAUGUCCCAGAACGCGGUGGCCCUCGAGCGGGAGGUGCUGUCGUGCCCCUGGCCGCGCACAGCUCAGGCGUCCCGUGCAGUCCCAGAGGGGCGAGGCUUGCUAUCCAACACAGUGAGCGCCUUGCAGCAGCUGUGGUGUGGAGAAGGCGGCAGGCUCCCAGCAGAUGUCGAGGCGCUUGCUGGAGGCUUCACUGAUGCUGAGAACCCGUGCCUCCUCGAAGAUUCUGCUGAUGGACUCGCCCGGGUGUGGCGGUACCAGGGCUUCAGGCUGUGA
Molecule: messenger RNA, 423 nt
Organism: Coccomyxa subellipsoidea C-169
Lineage: Eukaryota; Viridiplantae; Chlorophyta; Trebouxiophyceae; Coccomyxaceae
Exons: 2
Coding region: 1-423 (140 amino acids)
Source: RefSeq, a predicted model, not a curated record